Arthroderma uncinatum is the source of this 1638-nucleotide messenger RNA. RefSeq names its product mitochondrial import inner membrane translocase subunit. The record is from RefSeq and is a predicted model, not a curated record. Gene Ontology annotation, cellular component: mitochondrial inner membrane. Gene Ontology annotation, molecular function: protein-folding chaperone binding. Lineage: Eukaryota; Fungi; Ascomycota; Eurotiomycetes; Onygenales; Arthrodermataceae. Gene Ontology annotation, biological process: protein import into mitochondrial matrix. Bases 1 to 1638 code for a protein of 545 amino acids. The transcript is spliced from 2 exons.
AUGAUUGGCACGGGAGCACUAUCUCAGCCUACCGCUGCGCGGUUAGUGCUGCGCGGAUGCUCUCCCUUAACCUCUCGAGGCCAGCUCGCUGGACGCCGGAUAAUUACCCCAACCGCUCUUCGACACUUUAGCUCCCCGAAAUCCGUUCAUUUAAAUACUAGCUCACCUCUUCGACCAGCCGCUGGGCUAUCUCGCCUGUCAGGGCAAGCCAGUGACCCCCUGUGGGUGAUCCUUGCUACCAGAAGGGCGUUCCACUCCCCAAGCGCUCUACAGCAGCAACAGCAGCAGAAACAACAAAACCCAACAGACUCUUCCCGCGAGGGUUCGGCAAAGGAUCAAAAUUCGAGUGAGGGCUCAAAACAGCAGGGUGAACAGGAAUCUGCUGGCUCUAGCAAGGAAGAUGGUGCCAAGGAUGGCGCGAAGAAGGAGGAUGGAAAGAAAGAGGAAGCCCCUCCACCUCCGCCUCACGGUGAUAAAACGCCAUGGCAAGUCUUCACCGAGACUCUGAGAUCCGAAUUUAAGGCCUCGAAAGAAUGGAACGAGUCAACCAAAGCGCUUGCCUCCUCUGCCCAUCAGUUCACAGAGAGCGAGUCCGUAAGAAAGGCCAGAUCUGCCUACGAAGCCGCAACGAGCACUGCCUCUUCAACGACAUCCUCGGCAUUGAAGAAGACCGGAACCGUUAUUGGAAAAGGUGCGGCCUGGACCUGGGAUACUACCGCUGUUAAGGGAAUAAGGAGCGGUGUUGCCGCAACUGGAAAGGGAAUUGAACAGGUUACCAGGCCAGUCCGCGAUACGAAAGUCUACAAAACCGCCGUCGGAGGCGUGAAAGAUGUCAUAGAUGAUGGAAGCAGCUCUCGAUAUGGAGGAUGGAUCGAAAAAGAAGAGAGGAGGAAGCGAAGGGAGGAGCGUGAGCUGAAAGAAGGCAAGACAGGAAAGAUUGAACGCAUGGAGGAAGAUCCAAAUGCCGGUACCAAUGUCACCCUUCAUAAAGACGCGGCCUGGAAGGAAUCUUGGCGCGAAUUUAAGGACACCAGUCCAAUGAUGCAACGACUAUUCACCCUGAAAAAUACAUACGAGGAAUCCGAGAACCCGCUUAUAAGUACUGCACGAAGCAUAUCGGACCGAGUAGCCGGAUUCUUUGCCGAGAAUGAGACGGCAAUGGUUAUCAAAACUUUCCGGCAAAUGGACCCAACUUUCCAAAUCGAGCCAUUCUUGCGUGAGAUGCGAGAAUAUAUCUUGCCAGAAGUCCUAGACGCAUAUGUAAAGGGAGAUGUUGAAACCCUUAAAUUAUGGCUGUCUGAUGCCCAGUUCCAUGUUUAUGCCGCCCUCACGAAACAAUACCAGACAGCAGGCCUCAAGUCCGACGGCCGCAUCCUCGAUAUUCGACAUGUUGAUAUUUCCCAUGCACGCAUGCUGGAACCCGGUGACAUUCCCGUGUUUAUUAUCACCUGUAGGACACAGGAAGUCCACGUUUACCGGAAGGCCAAAACUGGCGAACUUGCAGCCGGCAUGGAAGACAAGGUCCAACUUGUGACCUAUGCGAUUGGUGUCACUCGAAUUCCAGAAGACGUGAACAACCCCGAAACCCGUGGCUGGAGAUUGAUCGAACUGCAGAAAUCUGGCAGAGAUUAUAUCUAA